AUGACUAUCAAAUCCUUCCUGCUUCACAGCCUGGCCCUUGUGUCUAUGCUCAUUUCUUCCACCAUCUCGCAGCCAACAGCAACCGACGCUCUAGCUGCCAAGACAGCGAUAAACAGCCGCAGGGACCUCGACGAUGACGUGAAGAAUCUGAAAAUCACCUCCCAGGGGUCGGGAUUAAACAGGGUUUACGCUGCCAAUGUUUUUGAUAAAGACAGCUGGACCCUCGAGGUGACGGUACAUCACGUGGUCAUGAUGAGUUUGGAGACGGAACUCAGGUCGGACGUCACGGACAAACUCUUGCAGGGGUGGAAAGAUUCCGAAGAGGAAACUGUAGAAGUCCAGGAGGAAGGCAAAGAAUCUAACCUCUUUCUUAAGUUGCAGAAGGCUGGUCGCGCAGACCUCAAGGACGUUGGGGAUAAUGAUCUGCAUAAGGAUGUUCUCAGGACAUUGUUCGCCCUUCGCCAGAAACUUUCGGCUGCAACUAUGACCGGGUUCCUUAAAAAGGACCACGAGCCUCAAGCGGGGGUGCGCCUUAUAUUCUCUGGAAAGAGUUAG
Anthostomella pinea is the source of this 555-nucleotide messenger RNA. NCBI's taxonomy places the organism in Eukaryota, Fungi, Ascomycota, Sordariomycetes, Xylariales, Xylariaceae. The record is from the annotation of a GenBank genome assembly.